AUGGCCGCGCAGAACGGUGGCAAGUCUGCCGAAAACUUGUUGUUCAACGAGUGCUCGUUCGCAUUUGUACCAAGUAGCACUCUCACUCGAAACACAAUUGAUUUGUUGAAAGGCACCGUCGAGAAGUAUGGCGCCGAAGUUGUUGGUCGAGGCGAGGAUGGUUCGAUCCCCGUCUCUGAGUGCACUCACAUCAUUGCCGACAUGAUUGAUUUUCCGGAGUACGAUGAGGCUAUGGCCAUGAUGGUUCCUGUCGUUGUGCCUGAGUGGGUCAACGCCUCCCUUCACAAGAACCGCCAGGCACAGAUCCGACCAUACUCCCCGGAUCCGCGUCUGAUAUUCUCCAAUGUCGUUCUGACAUCUGACGAGAUACCACUCACCGACAAGGAGACAAUUGCUGGUGCUGUCCUUGCUAUGGGCGGCAUGGAAUCCAAAGAUCUUGGCCGCCUGACCACUCAUAUCUGCGCCCUGUCGAUGGACGGCCCCAAGGCCAAGUUGGCCGCACACAAGAACUUUCGAUGCAAGAUUGUCCUGCCACACUGGUUCGACGACUGCUUCCGUUUAGGAAAGAGAAUAGACGAAGGCCCCUACCUGCUUCCAGACCCCGAGAUACUGCGGGCAGGCUCCAACGAUGCUGUUGCAAUCCCGUCGAGCCAACACCUCGACGGAGCAGCCUCGGCUCGCCCCGAUCGGCCGCCAAUGACUGCACACUACCAAGCAGGAGCCCGUGAGAAGUUGACAGUCUUCCAGAACAAGAAUGUUGUCUUGUCCUGGGACCUCGGCAUCAACGAAAAGCUGCGAAAGACCCUACAAGGCCUCAUCCAGGAUGGAGGAGGCACAGUGGUCGAUACGGAAAGUGAGUGCGAUUGGUUCGUGUGCCAAUACCGUGACGGACCUGAGUACAUUAGAGCCGCCCAGCAGGGCAAAGAGGUCGGAAACCUGGCCUGGCUAUACCACCUCAUUAUGCACAAUCAAUGGACGAAUCCGCUUAGGCGUCUCUUGCAUUAUCCCGUUCCUAAAGAGGGUAUUCCGGGAUUUCGAGGCCUCCGGAUCACACUCUCCAAUUACGGGGGCGAGGCACGCAUUUACCUUCAAAAUCUGCUGCGAGCUGCUGGUGCCGAGCCCACCGGCUCCAUGAGGCAGGACAAUACGCAUCUUAUUACUGCACGCAAGAGUGGCGAAAAGUGCGAGGCCGCAGCUGACUGGAACAUCCCCAUGGUGAACCACCUGUGGAUCGAGGAGAGCUACGCAAAGUGUGAGGUCCAGGCCCUGACAGACCCUCGCUAUAUCCACUUCCCUCCACGGACGAACCUGGGCGAGAUCAUUGGCCAGACUCCAUUCGACGAGUCGAGACUCCACGAGAUGUACUACCCCGGCGGAGAUGAUGACAUGGACGCUGUGGCUCGCCGCAAGAGAAAGAUUCAAGACUUGGUCAAGGAGAACGGGUGUACGCACGGUCCAGCAGCCGGAUUGGUAAUCGGGAGACAGAAACACCCGGAGUUUGAUGUGAUGAAGGAUGAUGAGGCCGAAUAUGCUGCGAAGACAACCAAGACAUUCGGCGUGCCAGCGCCUCCGAAGAAAAAGACAAAGGCUCAAGCGAGUGCCACGCCGGUUAGGACUCGACAUGCACUUGCUGGAAAAGAGAAUGAUACAUCAUCUGUUUUCUCGAGCGGCAGCCGAAGUGCGAAAGCCUCAGCACUUAACAAGCUACACAACUUGGCCCCAGACAUCGCGUUAUAUGAAAAGGAGCGCAAGCGAAAAUCCUCCGGCAAUACACCGUUCGGCGGUAAGCGUGCCACGAACCUUGUCGAGCAAGAACGGGAGAAAGAGCGGGAGAAGAAGGCACAGGAGAAGGCGCGAUCUUCAAGUCCUACCCGUGACCAGCCGGACGAUGACGAGGAUGAGGAUGAGGAGGAAGAGGUAGAAGAUAAGCGGCCAGCCAAGAGACAGAAGCCCUCAUUACCGCCAGUGGACAUGCGCAUCAUCUUGACGGGCUACCAGGGAUGGCUAAACAACUUGAAGAAAGAGGACACAGACAAGCGGAAACUACGCAGCAUGGGGAUCCAGAUCGUACAUGAGAAUGCGGCAUGUGACUAUCUCGCCGCACCACACAUGGUGCGCACUAUAAAGUUCCUCCGCGCUCUGGCGCGUGGCCCAGAGAUCAUCAACUCUAGCUUCAUCGAUGCCUGCCUCGAGGCCGGCGAGCGCGUUGAUGUCAACAAGUACAAGCUCAAAGACAAGGCCAACGAGGCCAGGUUUGGAGUCAAGCUUGAGAAGUCCAUCGCCAGAGCGCGCGAGAACAAGGGCCGUCUUCUGUGGGGUGUCCCAAUAUAUUGCACCAAGGACAUCAAGAGCGGCGCCGAGAGCUAUCGGCCGAUUGCGGAGGCGAACGGCGCCAUCUUCAAGACGUACACCGGGCGUGGCGCGUCGACCAUCAAGCCUACCAACCCGGAGGAGGAUUCACAGGGGCCUGAGCCCGUGUACCUCCUGACGUCGAGUAGCAAGGCGGAGCGAGAACUGUGGCCAAGGUUCGAGAAGAUGGCCAGGGAUGGGAACAUGGAGCCGAGGGUUGUGUCCUCGGACUGGCUGCUGCAGGUGGCCAUGAGCCAGGAGUUGAAGUUUGACAAGAAAUACCUGGCGGCAAAGUUCUUCAAGGGGAACUAA
Messenger RNA from Diaporthe amygdali, 2661 nucleotides. Its product is annotated as brct domain-containing protein. Gene Ontology annotation, cellular component: Cul8-RING ubiquitin ligase complex; nucleus. The record is from RefSeq and is a predicted model, not a curated record. The coding region runs from base 1 to 2661 and encodes 886 amino acids. Lineage: Eukaryota; Fungi; Ascomycota; Sordariomycetes; Diaporthales; Diaporthaceae. The transcript has 4 exons. Gene Ontology annotation, biological process: DNA double-strand break attachment to nuclear envelope; double-strand break repair.